CAACCCAACAGACGAUGGAGGAGAGGGAGGCUGCGCCUGUCGAAAUGUAUCGUGCUCCGUUUCCAUACCUUACAAUCUACUUGCAAUGGUGACCUUGUUAUGAGUAUUUUGGCAAUAACUGUUACUGACGCAGCGAGAUGGUGCAGCAGUAAUGAAAACAUAUUUAUCCUGUUGUAGCCUCCCAGGACCGUUAUUCGAUGCGUCGCUGAUUUCUUUCUGUAUACAGGCUAUCAUCUUUCGUUCUUGAUACAACGUUAUCGCCUGCAAAUUAUGUUGAAUUGAUCUCAAUUAUUGGACGAAUAUCCUAAAUGGUUUUGGAACAUUCCUGGAAAACAAUCAUGUAUGGAUCAAAGGAUUUGUUUAUAGAUCUUAUGAAUUUCAUAUCGUAAUUCUGUGGGACUCCGUUCAACAUUAGCUAAAAUAGCACGGGUGCAGGACAGGUGUGUCAUCAUGGAACCUACAGGCUCCACCUUGGACAUGCAGAUGGAGAGUGUUGAGAGGAGUACAGUGUUUCUCAGACAGGAACAUCUCACCCUACUGCAUGGCCUACACCUGGAGAUCCUGUCCUUGCAGAAACGAUGUAGCGAGUUGACAUGUGAGCUGAAUGUGAAGCCUCCAGGCAAGAGUGAACUGGACCUGGCGGAAGAGGAGGAGCAGCUGGUGGCCCGCUGUCUGGAGGUCGAAGAUCGCCGGGCCGAGCAGCAGUGCACCCUGGGAGAGCUGUGUAAGGAGCUGACUCACAAGGGGGCGCUGGUUGGCGCGCUGCGGGCUAACCUCAAGGACAAGGAGCGCCGCUUCCUGGACGAGCUAAAGCGCCGCAGCCACCGCUCCACGGUGCUCAACACACAGCUGCAAAGGCAGAGCGAGGCGGCAGCCUACCUCUCCUUCCAGCUGCACGCUGCCCGCCAGAAACUGCAACACCAGCGGCUGCAGCAGAGGCAGCAGGCCCUCAGGGAGAACCGGGAGAAUAGGGAUCGUCAUCAUGGGAAUCCCCCUGGGCCCCAGUACAGCCAAGCAGCCGAGUGGGACACCGCCAUCUUUUCUCCCUUUUCUCCUCAGUCGCCCUCCGGUUUCUCCAAUGCCUCCAACACCAGCUCUGCCAUAGACUCCCCUGUGGUCAAGCCUAAACGCAGGGGCAGCAGGACCACGUCAGGGCACCAGCUCCGGGCGGAGAGGGCCAGGGAGUGUGUCCCCCAGGAGAGGGUGACGUGCCCUGCAGAGCCCACCGCCAUGCCUGACCCAGCGCUGUUCCUCCACCCUCACCGCAGGCACCACAGGUCCAGGGCCAGGCAUUCCUACUCCCUGGCCCACAGACAGAAUCCUCUGGUGGGGGAAAGAGGGGAGGAGGAGGGGGGUGGAGAGGGGCCCAUGGAGCCCCAGGACGGAGCUCCUCCCAGACUGGCAGCCACGGCCACAGCGUCACCUGCUGGCUGCUCAAACCAAGGCUGAAUAACUAGCCCCACUGUGACCAUCCCUAGAAAUACAUCAUCAUCAAUAUCGUCAUAAUCAUUGUCAUCAUCAUCACUAUCCUCAUAAUCACUAUGACUAUCUGAUUUUAUUUAUACUGUAAACUGCCCAUUGUCCUGCACCUUUAUCGAAUUGAUACUGAGAUUCAUUUAGCAUUGUUGAUUAUAAUCCUAUUAACUCUAAUUACUGGUAUUUAGAUGUAUUGCUAUGAUGAACACUUUUUAUAAUUAUACAUUUUGACAUGACCUGAAUUAACCCAAACUUCUCGGUGUACGAACACCUAAUGAGGUUGUUGUUACUAAUCACUUCACGUCAAUGUGUAGAAUCAUGUAGUUGAAUGCAUUUACACUGGCGUCGCUCUAUAUAACGUUAUUAUGGGGCCCUAUGCGAAUGUGGUGUCCUUUAUGGAAGUUAGUUUAACCUAUGGCCUGUUGCCAUAGACCACAGCACCUACUGUGCAAUUACCUUACCCUACUGUGUUGUUUUAGGGCCAACCAUAAAUCAACCCUGGGUUGCCCUUGUAGAAAACAUUUUCUGACCUCUGUUGCGCUGAGUCACAGUUGGGUAGCGUCUGAGCGUCUGUGUAUGUCCUUGCUGUGAACACUAUUGAAUUUCAGAUCUGCAUUGGUGGCCUUCACUUGAAAAGUUCCCACAUGGCCAAGAGGUGUAGCCGUGCCGUCAUAUCCCACGGAAUCUUUCUUUAUUCCAUUGGUCAUACAAUAGGUAGGCCUACAGCACACCCUAUAUGUUAUACAAUAAUUGAAAGUAACAUUAGUCCACUGGCCUCACACACAGAUCUUAGUGGGUUUCAAAUAUAUUGUGUCUCUGAGCUUUAAAAAAACUACAAAUAUUACCAAACACUGAUGAAACUAUUGGAUGAGUUAAACUGGAGUUCCUGGCAUCCUGCAUAAAUAGGGAGAGGUAUUGGUAACCUUCUAAUCUAGCAGAUGCUUUGUAUAAACAGGACACUUGUGGGUAAUAAUGCAUUGAGACCAGUUUGGCUAGAUGCUUCUCUCAGGUUUAGUGAGGUGUUUGUAAUACUGUACACAGAGAAUAGUAUGUCUCUGUGUUUAUUUACA
This is a messenger RNA of Salmo salar (Atlantic salmon), 2546 nucleotides long. RefSeq lists its product as uncharacterized. Lineage: Eukaryota; Metazoa; Chordata; Actinopteri; Salmoniformes; Salmonidae. The record is from RefSeq and is a predicted model, not a curated record.